Messenger RNA from Vigna radiata var. radiata (mung bean), 383 nucleotides. RefSeq lists its product as uncharacterized. The transcript has a single exon. Bases 67 to 318 code for a protein of 83 amino acids. The record is from RefSeq and is a predicted model, not a curated record. NCBI's taxonomy places the organism in Eukaryota, Viridiplantae, Streptophyta, Magnoliopsida, Fabales, Fabaceae.
UGCACUUCUUCCUCUAAAAGCCUUCCUGUUUCAUGCAUUCUUUGAAACAGCAUAGCGACUAAGACGAUGGAGAAAAAGAAGUCAGUCCCUAAAUACUCAGAAUUCGGGUUGAGAGAAGAAGGAUCAAAGUCGUACAAGUUCAACGGGCCACAGCAGAAGGGAACUGGGUUCUGUGCAGCAAAUGAUCCAGAGCUCAAGAGGAAGAAGAGAAUCAAGUCCUACAACGUCUUCACUGUAGAGGGAAACCUUAAAACAACUGUCAGAAACGGGUUCAAGUGGAUCAAGAACAAGUUUGGAGAUAUUCGUACUCGUGUCUGAACUCUUUUUUAUAUUUAUAUCAGUAAUCAUUAUUUAAAAUUAAUAUCUUCUUCUUCUUCUUCUUC